AUUACAGGGAGAAAUCUCUCUCUCUCUCUCUCUGUAUACACAUACACAUAAAGCACAUACAUCCACAAAAAUGACAUAAACCAUCUCAAACAUUCCGUUUCUCCUGCUUUUAAACCACUUGCAAAGGGGUGAUUUUUCUCUUCUGCAAAUACCUGCUCUCCUCAUCAUCUUGUUCCUCCAUCCAUGGAUACUGCUCAAUGGCCACAGGAGAUAGUGGUGAAACCAAUGGAAGAGAUUGUUCAAACUAACUGCUCAAAACCUUCCCUAGAGAGAAGGGUUAGGCCUCAGAAAGAACAAGCCUUGAACUGUCCUCGGUGCAAUUCAACCAACACAAAGUUCUGUUACUACAACAACUACAGUCUGUCACAGCCAAGAUACUUUUGCAAAACCUGUAGAAGGUAUUGGACUGAAGGUGGGACACUUAGAAACAUUCCUGUUGGAGGGGGUUCAAGGAAGAACAAGAGAUCUUCAUCUUCUUCUUCUUCGUCAUCAGUUUCAACAAAGAAGCUUCCUGAUUUAAUACCACCACCAAAUUCACAGUCUUCUCAAAACCCUAAGAUCCAUGAAGGCCAUGACCUUAACUUGGAUUUCCCAGUCGCUCAUGAUUUCAAAACUAUCGCAGAACUUAUUUCAGUACCCAACUUCGAUAGCAGCAACAAGAGCCACAUACCAACUCCUCCUUCUUCCUCAGCUUCAUCUCGCCUUUCUGCUUUGGAGCUUCUGACUGGAUUUACAUCAAGGGGUAUGAAUUCCUUCAUGCCGAUGCCGAUAACUGAUCCGAAUACAGUUUACACAUCCGGGUUUCCUCUGCCAGAAUUCAAACCAUCUCUUAAUUUUUCUUUGGAUGGGCUUGGAAGUAGUGGCUAUGGGAAUCUCCAAGGGGUGCAAGAGACCGGUGGAAGGCUUUUGUUUCCAUUUGUUGACUUGAAACAGGUCUCAUCAAACACAACAACCGAUGUUGAGCAAAAUAGAGAUCAGCAUGGAGAUUCAACUGGAUAUUGGAAUGGCAUGUUGGAUGGAGGAUCAUGGUGAAAAAGAUCAGCAAAAAUCUUUCACUUUUUAUUUUAAACUGUUUUCUUUAGUGUCUCUUGGUGGGUGACUUGUUUGGAUUAAUUUCUUCAAAACUAACUUACAGGAUACAAGGGUUUCCUUCAUCUUUAUCCUUCAUUUUUUUCUCUGUGUCUGAUCAUUGUGGGAAUUCGAGGCUUAUUUUAGGUUGGCUUCAGUAAAGGUGAUUAUGGAUGCAUUGUUACAGAUAGAAGAAGAGAUGAGGAAAAGCCCAGAUUUUUUGAGGGGCAGCGAGUUAAAGAGGGCUUGCACUAUUAUGUGCAUAUAACCUUUGGUUGGUAUCAUAUCACUUCUUCUAUCAUAGAGUAUAAAUUAAGCUGAGGGAAACCCCAUUGUAAUAUGUCAUUGGUUUGCUUGUUACGUACAAACAAUAAUGUAUAAUGUGUAAGUUUGUAUUGGGUUUUGUCCAUGGAAAAGACUUUGUUAAGUUGAUUUCCUUUACAAUAGUAUUCUUAAUUUCAUUGGUGAUAAAAAUGGGUCGCACUCGCACUAGUGGCUGUAAUCAAUGAUGCUUUUCACCUCUUUCUUGUCUUGUGUUUGAUUCUUACGAACAGGCUUAGACUUUAAUGUCUCAUCAACAUAGUCAAGGAAUUCAUCGAACCAUCAAAGCAUCUCUUCAGGAGGAAGAUAGGAGCUUGAGUAACUAAGAAGAUACAGGUUUGAACUCCAUGAUCCUUCGGAUGAUAGUGAUAUACUGUAAUGUAGUUAGUAGUCAUGGAAUGGAAUGGAUACACCACCCCUAUAGAGUUUUAUGGAUUAGAACCAGUACACCUGCUUCAACAAAAAACAAAACAC
Molecule: messenger RNA, 1863 nt
Organism: Ilex paraguariensis (yerba mate)
Lineage: Eukaryota; Viridiplantae; Streptophyta; Magnoliopsida; Aquifoliales; Aquifoliaceae
Source: the annotation of a GenBank genome assembly